UUUCCACGGCCGCGCCUACCGCCAACACCACCGCCGCCCGAUUUCUCCAACGACAUAAACCCCAAAUCCCCGCCGCAACCCCGGGGUACAACUUACACCAUGCAGGUGUACGGGAUUCCAAAGCCCGGCACCCCGAUGUCCAACAUGGAGCUUCUCCACUUGGAGUUCAGCAAAACAGUCCAAUGUGAGAAAGAGGUCAUGCCCUACCUCGUCGCGUUGCUGCUCGAAGAUGGCGGUCUCGAUUGGGACGUCACGAACGCCGCGGUCAAGCACGUCCUCGAGGACGCCCCACUGAGGUUGUUCGUUGACCGCACCACAAAAGACCUACAGGUGCGCGCAGAGCAGGCAAAGCGCGAGGUUCUCGGAUCUCGUCUCGUCGUCACCAGCAUCGCUGCAGACGCCGGCCUCCGCGAUGUCAUCUCGGCUUUUCAAGGGCGUUUGUCUACUUGUGCUUAUACCAUCACGCUCCUCAGAGAGAGGAAGCCUGUUGCGCGCACCCAGACUGCCUGGGUCGAUUUCUCUUCACGCAAGGCCGCGAUUGAAGCUGCGAGCGUCAAGAGGCUGAACAUCUUCGGCCUUUACGCGAAGGUUUCCCUGGCCGUAGAAAACUACAAAGACUAG
Molecule: messenger RNA, 621 nt
Organism: Periconia digitata
Lineage: Eukaryota; Fungi; Ascomycota; Dothideomycetes; Pleosporales; Periconiaceae
Source: the annotation of a GenBank genome assembly